Cololabis saira (Pacific saury) is the source of this 3903-nucleotide messenger RNA. RefSeq names its product NEDD4-like E3 ubiquitin-protein ligase WWP1. Bases 235 to 3105 code for a protein of 956 amino acids. Lineage: Eukaryota; Metazoa; Chordata; Actinopteri; Beloniformes; Belonidae. Gene Ontology annotation, molecular function: ubiquitin protein ligase activity; protein binding. The record is from RefSeq and is a predicted model, not a curated record. The transcript has 25 exons. Gene Ontology annotation, biological process: ubiquitin-dependent protein catabolic process.
GGCUCCAUUUCAGACCCUUUUAGCAAUUGUAUGCAAUAAAUAGCCUUGUAAAAAAAAAAGCUCCAGGAAACUUCCUCUACCUUGAAGUGUACCUUGUGAUGUAACGGACAAAAUUCAGACCAGUGAGAUGUAAGCCGAGGCGGUGCACCUUUUAGUGGAACCAUGGGACACGGAGUGGGCUAAACCAGAGAGCAUAGAAAAACACAUCAGUUGCUUCUUGUUGUGGUGUAUGACAUGGCCACGACCUCAUCUGGAGAAGAGACUAGCCAUAACCACAGAGACACGUCACAGCUCUAUGCCACUGUUUCCAGUGCCAAACUCAAGCGGAAGAAGAGCCUGUUUGGGACAGCCAUUUAUGUGGAGGUGACAGUAGACGGGGAGUCACGCCGCACAACAAAAUCUCACAGCUCCUCCAGCCCUAAAUGGGAUGAGAGGUUCACUCUGAAUGUAACGCCACACACACAGGUGGAUUUCAAAGUAUGGAGUCACUACACCUUGAAAGCAGAUGCUCUGCUGGGCAAAGCCACACUGGAUCUAGUUCAAGCAUUGGAGCAGCAUGACAGAAAAUUGGAGAAUGUGAAGGAGGUACUGAAACUGAAUGUGGAGCAGAAGGGGGUCCUGGUGCCCAUGGGGGAGCUGACGGUGUUCCUAGAUGGACUCACUUUCACCGAUCAGGAGGAGCUGACACCACUGACCAAUGGCAACACAACAAAUGGCACGAAAGUCCAACAGAAUGGUGACGCCAUCCAUGAAAAUGGGGACUCCUCUUCCUCUUCCUCAAGGGCUGCCAGUAGCACAGUGAAUGGAACAGACUUGGGUCCAAGGUCAGGUUCCUGUUCAGCCUCCAGUGGUGCAGAUGUCCAGGUGCCUUCCAGCUCCUGCAGCCCAGCUCUUGAUCAUGUCGUUAAUGGAGAAGCAAAACCCAACUCCACCCCAGUCCACCAACCCUCAGACAGUGACAUCGAGACUAGAAUGGUGAACGGGGAGUCCUGUGAGGCUGCUGCCAGGCAAACUUCUGAAACAAGAAGUGAUGUGGUGCCUCCUACAGGUGACCAUGAGGACUCUGCUCAAGAUGCUGUCCUUCCAGAUUCAGAUACAGCACCAAAUAGCACAUCUCCACCCCAGCCAACUUCUACGCCUUCGCCAGCCUCUUCUUUUGCUGCUAAACCUGCCGAUGGCACCGCUGCUGCUUCAACCACGUUUGCCUCUCCAACCCAGGGGGCCAGCACCAACACGACGUCUUCAUCAGCAUUGUCUUCCCCCCCAGCUCCGGUAGAAUCAGGUGCUUCAGCAGCUGCAGGUGGCGGCAGUACUAGUGAUGCUGCACCUGCAGCUACGGACGGGAGCAAGGCCAGAACGCCGGCCCCCAAUGCUGCCGCCUCAGAUCCUCUACCCCCAGGGUGGGAGCAAAGAAAAGACCCCCAUGGGAGAACAUACUAUGUCGACCACAACACCAGGACGACUACCUGGGAAAGACCACAGCCACUACCACCAGGAUGGGAGCGUCGAGUGGACGAUCGGGGUAGGAUCUAUUAUGUGGACCACAACACCCGCACAACGACGUGGCAGCGUCCCACCAUGGAGUCGGUGCGCAACUUUGAGCAGUGGCAGAGCCAGCGCAGCCAGCUGCAGGGCGCUAUGCACCAGUUCAACCAGAGAUACAUCUACUCUGCAUCAAUGAUGUCUGCAGAGAAUGAUCCUCUCGGCCCGCUGCCUCCUGGUUGGGAGAGGCGCGUGGACUCCAAUGACAGAGUGUACUUCGUCAACCACAAUACCAAGACAACGCAGUGGGAAGACCCCCGAACCCAAGGGCUACAGAAUGAGGAUCCCCUUCCUGAAGGAUGGGAGAUCCGAUACACAAGGGAAGGUGUUCGCUACUUUGUGGAUCACAACACCCGAACCACCACGUUCAGUGACCCCCGCACUGGAAAGUCCUCCGUCACCAAAGGACCUCAGAUUGCAUACGAGCGGAGCUUCCGAUGGAAGCUUGCCCAUUUCCGCUACUUGUGCCAGUCUAAUGCUCUUCCCAGCCAUGUGAAGAUCAACGUCUCCAGACAGACGCUGUUUGAAGACUCUUUUACGCAAAUCAUGGCCCUCAAACCUUACGACUUGAGGAGGAGGCUGUAUGUAAUCUUCAGAGGCGAAGAGGGUCUAGACUAUGGCGGCUUAGCUCGGGAAUGGUUCUUCUUAUUGUCCCAUGAAGUGCUGAACCCCAUGUACUGUCUGUUUGAGUACGCUGGCAAGAGCAACUACUGUCUGCAGAUCAACCCGGCCUCGGCCAUCAACCCCGACCACCUCUCCUACUUCUGCUUCAUAGGACGCUUCAUAGCAAUGGCACUUUUUCAUGGCAAGUUCAUAGACACGGGCUUCUCCUUGCCUUUCUAUAAACGCAUGCUGAACAAGAAGUUAAUACUCAAAGACCUGGAGUCCAUCGACCCAGAGUUCUACAACUCACUCAUAUGGAUCAGGGACAACAACAUCGAGGAAUGUAAUCUGGAGAUGUACUUCUCCGUGGACAUGGAGAUCUUGGGAAAGAUCACCUCUCACGACCUCAAACCCGACGGCGUCAACGUCCUGGUCACCGAGGAGAACAAGGAGGAGUACAUCAGUCUAAUGGCCGAGUGGCGGUUCUCCCGGGGGGUGGAAGGCCAAACCAAAGCCUUCCUGGAUGGCUUUAAUGAGGUGGUUCCACUUCAGUGGCUCCAGUACUUCGAUGAAAAGGAGCUUGAGGUGAUGCUGUGCGGCAUGCAGGAGGUGGAUCUUCAGGACUGGCAGAGAAACACUGUGUAUCGGCAUUACACCAGGAACAGCAAGCAGAUCAUCUGGUUCUGGCAGCUGGUGAAAGAGGUGGAUAACGAAGUUCGGCUGCGUCUCAUGCAGUUCGUCACAGGAACCUGCAGACUGCCUUUGGGUGGCUUUUCUGAACUUAUGGGAAGCAACGGCCCCCAGAAGUUCUGCAUCGAGAAGGUGGGAAAGGACACGUGGCUUCCUCGGAGUCACACAUGUUUUAACCGCCUGGAUUUGCCUCCCUACAAAAGCUACGAACAGUUGAAGGAGAAGCUGCUCUUUGCCAUAGAGGAAACAGAAGGAUUUGGCCAAGAAUAGUCCUCCGGUGUUGUUCUCUGUUUUAUUCAGCCAACAAAACAAAAAACAACAAAAAAAAUUGCACAAGAUAACCACCAAUGUACUGUAUAUAAGCUAUUUUGUCAUUUAAAACCAAAUCCUAAUUUGCUGCAUAAUUUUUGCCGCAGUCCUAUUCCCCAGUCCUCAUAUAUAUAUAUAAAUAUAUAUAUAUAUAUAUAAAUAUAUAUUAUAUACUACCCUGUCAUGAAAAUAUGCAAGCUUUUUAGCUUUGUGCUCUACUGUUUGAAAACAGGAAUCAUAGGAUAUUUUUUAGAUAUCCUCCCCACCGCUGACUGGCUUUUAAAAACAGACUUAAAGAGUUUUUUUUUGAGAGGAUUUUAUAGUUGAAGUGAAUCUUCUUAUAAAGCUCUAGUUCUAUAGAGCUUUUAAAGGGCAGAGGGAGAGUAUUGGGGUCUUGUGCCUGAAGUUGUUGGACUCAUGGCAGUUUUGACGUCCUCGCGUGCUUGCAUGCUACCUACAACGAUCCAAGACCGCAGCGGCCGCCCGCCACCGCCACACACGUGCACGCCCACAUUUUUAGCACGGAUCGCUCCGUCUCCCAUUGAGCUCGUCGCCAUGUUUUCCAGGGAGGCCCGGCGCUCAGGAUGUACCCGUGUGACCUGCAGAACACGUAUCCAAGUGAGGCUUCAGCCCAGCGAGAUUAGAUGCACCCGCCCAGAGGAAGCAGCAGCAUUACAACCUCCUAUUUGGGGCAAAACCAAGAUAAAGUGUUUUAUCAAAAACAGAAUAACAGGAGCGCUGCUGGUGUCCCCACAACCA